GAUCAGGGCAAAAGGAGGCCAAAAUACGGCCUGAUUUCCCGCUCCUAAUAUUCUACAAGAGCAAGACGCUAUAGCCUUAGGAUCGAAAAACUUCCUCCAAUCAUGCAGUGCCUUUGCUCCCCUUCUGUUUGGAAUCCGUUCAGGGUAAUUCAGGGUGAUCAAGAGAGCAAGCCAUUCUCCAGCAUUGGCGACAAACCUACCCAGUGCCUCUCCCCUCCUCCCUUCUGUGCGUUACAGGAGGCUUUAGCCUAUGAGGGCGGUGAGGCUGCUGCGAUCUUGUUUUAUGCAUAGGAAACAAGCUCAGAGUCGUUCUUAGGCACGGUGGAGUGGCCUGGGCAGUCUGGGCCUUGUGGUCCGCCCUGUGCUGGGCGAAUGUCCUGGGCAAUGUAAAGCAGGUUACUGUUCAGGAGCUGGAAGGGCCAUCUGUGAUAGAGUUUCAGGGGCUUGCCGUUUUAGUAGAUGGGUCCCGCAAAGACACAGAGACGCAGCCAGUCUAGCAUGUUCUGAGCUGCAGAACGUGCAAUUGGACUCAAGAGGUGCACAAACGCAAAUUUUGACAGGGGAGCGGAUUUCUGCUUUGCGAAGUUGUUGUGAUAGUGGCGACAAACUCUGGGAUCACAUACACAAGCAAAAUGAGUAGCUCUGGCCUGCAGCCGCUUCAGAAUGCCUUCAGUGGCUUCACAAGAUUGUCCAAGGGGAUCGCGGUGCUUCUUGCAGUUGGGUUUCUGGUUGUGACGGUGCUUCCAUGGGCGUUGGAGUAUGUGGCCUUGGUGCCCGGCAAGUCCAUCCCUAUGGCAUGGAAUCUUCUGACAGCUGGCUACAUAGAAAAGUCGCUUCUCAGCGCAAUUGUCAAUGUUCUGGCCGUUCUUUUCAUCGGGAAGACCUUGGAGCCAAUCUGGGGUUCCAAGGAGUUCCUGAAGUUCAUCGUCUUGGUUAACCUCUUCACAGGGGCUAGCACCUUUGCCACAAUGAUCUUCUUGUACUUUUGCACAAUGAACGAGGACUUCUUGUAUCCAAAAAUCUCGGGCUUUCAUGGGGUGGUGGCCGGUUUCCUUGUGGCCAUCAAGCAGCUGAUGCCAGACCAGGAGAUCACAGCCUUCUUUGUCUUCAAGUUCAGGGCCAAGCACGUUCCGUCUCUGUUCGUGCUGGUCAGCGUCGUUUUGUCCCUCCUUGCUGGGGACGCCGUUCAGCUCCUUCCCUUCAUCCUGUUUGGCACCUAUGGCAGCUGGCUCUACCUGCGCUUCUUCCAAACCCGGUCGGAGAGUAACUUGAGGGGGGACCCAAGCGACGAGUUCGGCUUCGACACUUUCUUCCCGGAAGUUGUUCGCCCUGCGAUCCGGCCAGUAACGACAAUCCUGAGCAAGAUCUUUUGUGGGAGACGGUCCGCAGAGGGUGAAGAGGGAACGGGCCACAUCUUAGGGGGCAAGCCUUUACCGGGCUCCGAUCCUGCCGAAGCGACACGGCGAAGGGAGCGAGGAGCCCGUGCUUUGGAAGAGAGGUUGGCUGCGGCUGCCCAAAACGCAACAGGGGCGGCGGACGGUGGGGCGUCAAGUCUCCCAGUUUCUAGCAAGCCGCCUGGGAUGGGCAAGGAAAAGGCACCCGCUGACGAAAGCGUCUGACACAUCGAGUUAGUGAAGUUUAGCAGACAACUUGUUGCUCUUACAGCCUGGUGUAGAUAGUUUUGGAAGGUUCUUGUAAGCAGUCUGGUCUGAUCGAUGUGUGCAAACAUGCUCUCCCCUGCGACUCAGGAUCAUAACAUCAAGCUCAACGAUGUCAAGUCUGCGCAGCGGAUCACCGCUUGUGACAGGUUGGGUGCAAGCAGGAUCCACUUUCAAGAAAGCUUCAAGAACGUCGAAUCAUACAAGGUGCAAGGUGACACUCCGCUCGUCCUUUGCUGUACAUAUUGCAAGGGUUUGAGACACUGCAGUGUGUCUCAGCAUCUCGGCGAAGCAGUCACUUGAGACCUCAUUGUAUGCAAUUGUUGAGGCCGUGUAGUAUAAGCCAUUUCAAGAGCUGCCGAAAGUCUUCU
Molecule: messenger RNA, 2029 nt
Organism: Klebsormidium nitens
Lineage: Eukaryota; Viridiplantae; Streptophyta; Klebsormidiophyceae; Klebsormidiales; Klebsormidiaceae
Source: the annotation of a GenBank genome assembly